Molecule: messenger RNA, 545 nt
Organism: Drosophila suzukii
Lineage: Eukaryota; Metazoa; Arthropoda; Insecta; Diptera; Drosophilidae
Source: RefSeq, a predicted model, not a curated record
CGGUUUGCGGCUGUUGGCGCUUUAAAGUGUGCCCACACACACUGGGUUGUGCUCAGUCGAAUUCUGUUCUCGGACCAUUAAACAUUGAACACCCAACAUGAGAGUCGUCGCAUUUGCUGUUUUUCUCGCCGGAUUGUGCGUGCUGUCCGGACUGAACGCGGCGCCCGUGGAAUGCAAUAACGGCAGUGGAACCCAGAUCUCCGAUGGCAACGGCUAUCAAAGUCAGACGCAAACCGGCCCGGGCUGCCAGAGCCAGACCUCCGAGGACGGAUCCCAGUCCCAGAGCCAGAGCCAAACGGGCAGUGGCUACCAGUCGCAGACGCAGUGCAGCGGAUCCUCCUGCGGUCAGUUCAUCCCCUUCCCGCCCCUGUUUACCCUGAGGCCAUUCGAGCCCCUGCAGCCCCUGCAACCCAUCACCUGGCAGCCUUUCGGCCUGGGGAGGAACUACCAGGUGCAACAACAGACCAACCUCGAUUAAGUUCUUAAACCAGUAAUCCCAAAAAAGGCUAAAUAGAUUGAUUAAACUUAAAAUAAUACCAACUAAA